AUGAGGAGGGAUAUUAAACAAUUAGAUCCAAAGAGCUUAAUGGCAAAUUUGCAAGAACUCUCACAGCAGUAUCACAGAAAUAUAGCAGAAAUGAAUACUAUACUUGCUGAAGCAAAAGAAAAGUAUCGGGAAUCUCUAAAUUUAAAUAAUAUUAGAAUACAAGAAGCUCAGGAUAUUAUGUCUAAGGAAAGUCAACAAUUACAGAGUGAAUUUGAUGAGAUUACAAAGAUGUAUGAGAAAACUCUUCCAGGAUAUAACCAAGAAAAGAUACAGAUCCAGUCUAAAUAUUUUAAAGACAAAGCAGUGUUUGAUAAAGAUUUUCAGAUAACUGCUAAUGAUAUUGCAACGCAAAUUUCUGAUAUUAAUGUAAAAUUAAUUAUAGCUCAAACAGAUAAACAAACUGAGAGAUUAAAUGAAUUAUCAUCUUUAAGGGCAGAACUUGAAAAAGAAUUAUCCGAAAAAAAUUCAGAUUACCAAGCAAAUUUAGCUAGGAUUGAUACUAUAUAUAAAGAAGAUUUAAAUGAAAUAAAUAAAAAAAUUAAUGAUUUUAUAUCUUUUGUUAAUACUAAGACUGAAGAACUAAAUAAUAAACGAGAAUCUAUUGCUCAAAAUUAUUAUGAUAAUGUAGAAACAUAUACAAAAGAAAAUAAUAGUGCUGGGGAGCAAUAUAAUUUAGUUUGUACAAAUGUAUCUCAUAAUAUAAGAUUAAGAACACAGCAGUAUGAAAGAGCAGCCGAGAAUAUUAGAGGCGCUAUAGAAGGGGCUAUUUGCAUGCAGAGGCGCCAAGUUGUACAUUCUCCCUAUGCAUAA
Cryptosporidium muris RN66 is the source of this 810-nucleotide messenger RNA. RefSeq lists its product as uncharacterized. The transcript has a single exon. Bases 1 to 810 code for a protein of 269 amino acids. The record is from RefSeq and is a predicted model, not a curated record. Lineage: Eukaryota; Apicomplexa; Conoidasida; Eucoccidiorida; Cryptosporidiidae.